AUCAAAAAUUAAAAAUUAAAAAAUUCACAAAAAUCAAAAUCAAAUCUUUUCAAAGAAUUUUAUUGCAGUAAUUUACACAAUUUUAUAAAACACUUUCAAGGUAACCCGAGAACCAACGGAGUCAGGUUUGUGUAACGUAGAAUCAAUUAUUUAUUAGUACACUUUAGGUGUUGUUUUUCAUUGGAACUUGAAAAAUUAACCUGGAAGUAGUAUAAAAUCUUAUUAAUAAUUCUUUGAUCAUCUAAAACAAGAAAAAUGUUGAAGACGUGGAUAAUUUGUAUAAUAAUAGCAAUAGCCCUACCAAACCCUGGCCUUGGAGGUCCUGUGCCUGAACCCCAAAAAAUACCGAACACAACUCUCGAUGUUGUAUUGCAAAAGUUUCCCAGUUUGGACAAAAGCAAGUUAGAUCCAAACCUUAUCGAUGUACUGAAUAAAACGUGUGCAGAUUGGCAAGCAAUAAAUUCAACAAGUUCUGUAACUAGGCCGGGAGAUAGAAAUGCCCAAUGUCUUGUCCUAUAUGAAAGUUUGGCCACGUUUUGUUUAAAAUUUGGCGAGUCGUUACCUAAGUACUUGGGUUACAUUCCAAGCCUUGUGCCCAAAAAUUUGAAUGUUACAAUACAAAAUAUUUGUUCAGAUACAGACGGUUUAUAUUCUUUAAAAGAUGCUGAGCACAAUAUUUCCAACAUAUUACAGCCAGAAACGAAACCUAUAAAUUGUUACUUAUUAUGUAGCGGUUUUGGAUAUAAAGGUGCUACAAUAAUACAUGAUACUUGUAAAUAUUCCUACUUUUUCACAUCAUUUGAGGCUAGUAAAUUUUUGGGAGAUAUAAAUGCAAGGUUGAAUUCAACAGUCUCACAAAAUAAAAUCGAACCCCAGCCAGUAAAAGCUGAAGUGCCUGAAACUGCACAAGAAAAUCAAGUAGUGCAAACCACAAAACAAACUGUAAAAGUAGAUAUAAAUGCACAAGCAGUCAAAGAGGAUCAAAAAAAUGCUGAAGUAAAGGUCGAGGCUCCUGCAAAAAGUAAAAACAUAAAUGAUGUACUUGAAGAAGUAGCUGGAAAACCAGAUGUAUCACCUGAAAAUGUAAAUCCCGUAGCUGAAAACCCAGAUUCAUUGGCUGAAAAACCUGAUAAAAUAGCAGAUGCACAAAUACCAGCCGCAGUAGCUGAACCACCAGCUGCAGUAGCAGAGAAUCCUUUAGAAGCAGAAGAAAAAAAAAAUAUCCCUGCACCAAAAGUUCCCAGUAACAAAAAUGAACUACCAGCUGAUGCUGCAAAUAACAAUUCUUUGGAGAGCAACGCGAACCAAGACGAUAUGGAGAAUGAAGAAGCAGAAGAAGCAGCUCUAGCUCAAGAAGAAGCUAAUGGCAAGGCUGAACCUGUUAUGCCCGAAGAAAUUGCUGAAAUUAAAACUCCAUCUAUCAAAGGAAAACCAAACACCGUCGAAGAUGACUCAGUCAGCAGCUACAACAUCCCCGAAGACGAUAUGGACGGAGAUUCGUAUUUCUUUUCCUAUUUCACAGUGCUUAUGUGCUUGGUGAUUGUUGGUUACGUAGGAUAUCAUAACAGACAAAAGAUUCUUGCUCUAGUUCUGGAAGGAAAAAGAGGCAAAAGAACUGGAAGGCAAGCCAGAAGACCAAACUCUUCGAAUUACCAUAAGUUAGAUAGUAAUCUUGAGGAGGCCAUAUCAUCUUCUUGUACAAAAAAUGCCAGCAAUGUAAUUUAUUAGUUUUUCUAAGGGGUCUACAUUGAAAUCAUUUUUAGCUAAAGAAAAAGAAUUUUCCACUUAUUUCUCAAAUCAGUUAAUAAUUUUUGACUAUAGCUAAAACAUGAUAUUUUGAUGUAGUGGUAUUUUGAACAAUAAUACUAAUGAUUUGCAUUUAUUUUGGGACUGAAAUUUUGAUGUUUAUAAGCGAGUUUUUUUCACAGCUAAUUAUCAUUCUUUUUUUGGUUGGGCCAGUGAAUACAACGUUGCAAUAAAAAGGGCGAUAUGUUGCCUUGACCACUUUCCUCUGGCAUAGUAUUGAUGUUUUGGUUUUAUAAAAAAAUAAAUACAAUAUUUUUUAGAAUAUUUUUCACUGUUCUACUGCUCAAUGUUCUAAAACAAUAAACAUUGAAACUCGAAUUGAAUGGUUGUUACACAAACAGUUUAAUCAUUGCUGUUGUAUUGGAACCCUCACUGCUUUUGUGGCAAUUGCAUAUUUCCAGUAUAUCGUUUUUCAAUUUUUUAAUAAAUUUGGCAGGUUUGUUGGUGAAUAUAAUUCAUUAUUUUUUUGGGUGGGAUUAUAAUAGAAACUGAAUUGAUCAUGGGUUAGGUACUUUAUAAUAAAAUUUCCCUCCAGUUUUUUGUUUGUAUAUUUGUGAUAUAAUAUCUUUAGAUAUGCCUAGAUUUAAUAAAAAUGAAUGGAAAAAAUGGGAUAAUUUUAAUUUUUA
Ceutorhynchus assimilis (cabbage seed weevil) is the source of this 2432-nucleotide messenger RNA. NCBI's taxonomy places the organism in Eukaryota, Metazoa, Arthropoda, Insecta, Coleoptera, Curculionidae. The record is from the annotation of a GenBank genome assembly.